GGGUGGGGAGGGAGGCGGGGACUGGGUAAUCUGUAGCCAACUCCAGGGAGGGUUCCUGCUAUUUUAAAAAGGGGGAGCACACUCUUGAGGUUACGACCAUUAAAAUUCCUGCUUCCCCACUUUGUGCCUCUCUGAGCCUUGUCUCCAAAGAACAGCUCUUCCUAAUGACCCAAAGGCGGGACACUGGACGGCCGGAAGGACAACGUGGGCUGCAAGUGGGCAUAUGCAGCGCAUGGAUUCGGACGCACUGGAAGACAGCUCGGUGCUGUGCUUUGAAACGGAAGGUAGUUCAAAGGCCACAGGCUUCCUGUUUGCUAGAGGACGGCUAAAGGAGCAGACGGGGAUGUGAAAAGGAAGAGGGCUCGGCCAUUUUGUGGAUACACGCUCUCCUGGGAGGCUGGAUUCCCUCUCCACACCCGUCUUCCUGGGCAACGGUCCUCCCAGAGAAGCCAGAGGCUGCCUCAGAAGCGAGUCUGUGGCAGAUACAAACGCUUUGUCUGCCUUCCCAACAUUGCCUCCGAGUCACACAAAAGCCCCGGAAGAAAAGCAGUGCUCCUCGGCUGCGAAAAUGAGCAGAACCAGGUCGCGUCCAGGCUCCAGGGGGCCUUCCAAAGGCAGCAGAGAUGGCCACCGUGCAUUCCUUUCCCCUUCCGUGAGCAGUGAGGUUCUUUUGCGAGGAAGAUGAAAGGGUUUUUUUAAAAAAAUAAUUAGUUUACUUUGAAAUGAAUAGAUCUUGGAAAUUAAUAUUCAGAGCUCCCUGAGCUUCAGAUUCAUGAACUAAAUAAUUUAGUGUCCCUUAUAAAUAGGAGCACCCCUAAUAAAUAGGACUUCUUGGGAGAAAAUAGAGCCCAGUGAUUCUGCCCCACGCCCUCCCCCCCCCCCCAAAGGCGUUGGCCUUGCGUGCAAAAGGCAGCCUCCUGGCUGGUGCCUGAGCUUCUCCUCAACAGCCUUCAAAUAACAAAGCCCUGCUUCUCCUCAAUCCUCUGCUUUGGGUUACCUGUUGUAAAUAAAACUCAGGUUGGUUCUUUCUUAAUUUUCCUUCUUGGUUCAUUGUGGUUCAGAGGUCUAGAUAAUUUUAGACAAUGUUUUUUUGUCAGUGAGUACAUCUAAAGAAACCCCCGACUCUUGCUAUGUGGAGACAAGAUCCCCCGUGUUUCUGGCUUCGAUCGUCCCCCUGGAUGAAACAAUGGCUAUUCUGCCCCAAAGGCGGCGUUUGUGGCCUCGCCAGGGAGAUCUUGCGCGGAGAAGGCGGUGAGGGUGAGAGACUGACAGUCCAGAAUUGUCUACCCAGGAGAAGUAAUUAACCACAGCAGAGUGGAUUUCUGUUGCUACACUGGCUCUUUGGGGCAAAGUUUGUUGUUGCUUGUGGAGUUCUCUUGGCAACCCUCUACUUUGAAGGAAAAGAGAGUGUGGCUCCUCCCUCUGGAGGUUAACCUUCCUUGUGUUCUUCCCCCCUGCCCAGCUUUCCUCCACAGCAGCUCCACUGGGCCUCCAUAAGCAGUUUUCUCCAGACCUCCCUGAAGGUGGGUGCUCGGCUGUUCCUUUAUACAAUCUUUGCCUUGUUUUCAAGUUACAUUCUGGGGAGAAGGACCAGGUCAGCACUGAAAUCAAUUUGCUUACUUGUCUUUUUAAAAAUGGGGCCAAGAAAAGUUGUAAAGAUCCAAUUCAUGUUUUUAUAUGGUAACAUGGUUAAUUACAUCUAUGAAAUAGCCAAGUUUAGUUUUCCCCAACAUUUUAAGUAAAAUGUGCACAAUUUCUCCCAAGUCUUUGGGCACAAAGUUGUCAGGAGAGCCCCGUCUUUUCCUCUUUUCCUUUACAGUCCCAGCUUGUUGCGUGGUUCUCCUGGGACAUCUUCAGAAAAAGAAGGAAGAACAGUUUGGGAAUAUUUAAAUCUCUCUCUAGGUGUUAUUCUGCAGUGUGAACAACCCACGUGAUACUGGGAAAUGAAAAGAAUUCCAGGCUGUUCAUUUAGGAGAUACAUAAGAUCCAGGGUAGGAUUUGGGCAAAGAUGUUCCAUUUAUCAGGAUUGAGCUUUAACAACUGGUGCAUUUUUUUCUUUGUGGGCUGUAACAAUUUGAAUAAAUAAUUGUCUGCAGCUCUGGAUUCGCUCUCUUGCACUAGAUUGAUAGUGCUGGGCUUUCUGGUGAGAAAGUCAGAAGUUCUGUGCGUAGGGGUGCUGUCUCUCGCCCCAGGCAGGAGAAGACUGAACAAAAUACAGGCCAGGGAUGGGACAGGGAGGGAGUUUGGUGCUUCAGUGUGUGUCUCUUGACUCUUCAGAAGCUUGGUUUAUUCACGCUCACUGAAAGCAUCUGAUAUUCUAGAACAGUGAGGUUGUUCAGACCCUUGAUGCAGCUUCCUCUUGUGGCUUCUGAAUGUGAACAGUAUUUCUUCUAUAAAACUAUGCCGGAAUGGCACUUCACAAUAAAUCUAGCUUUCUGUUCAUCUCCAGUGCUGCUGGCAGCAUUGUUCAAGUUAGACAGAGGAAAGCUUCUCCAGCCGUGUGCCAAAGCAGCAAUGGCCACAGCUUCAGUGGAUUUUGAAAGGGACGAGGCCUGUGAGCUGAGUGAGGGAGCCUGAGCACCUCCCCCCCCCCCCGCCCCCGUGGUGUUCAGAGACCACAUCUGGAUAUGCCACUUCCUGAAUUUUGGGGCAGCCGUACCUCGGGGGGCUCCCAGAGAUGGUAAGGGGGCAGGCUUUGUUCCAGUGGAAAUACGGCUGGGAAAAAUGCCUUGCCGCCAAAUUUUUGUAGAGGAUAAGUUACUCAUUAAAUUACUGUAAGCUCUUUUGCAAGAUAAGCCUUGUGGCAACUGAUUAACUUUGGCAGAGCCAGAGGGAAGGUUUGGUUCUCUGCCCAUCUCAGCCUAUGACUCCGAGCAGCAAAAAGCAAUUCAAAGCAAUAUAAAAAUGUGUUUUAAAAAUAGUAGUGAAUCGUCCGAAUCAGUUGCCGCAGUCAUACUUUUCCCAUGCCCGAGGAAUUGCUGCACCCUGGCCUUUGAAGUACAGGAUUAGGCCAGCGUGAAUUUUUCCAUCUGAAUCAACUUCAAACCAUUUUGCCUCUUCAUUAGAAGUGCUGUAAGUUCAAAAGGGGCUGGAGUGACAUUCCUCCUUGGACCCGACCCCAGUCUGGGAUAGACCCAGGGCUUGAUAGGCACCCAUCUGCUUCCAGCUAGCAGAUUUUUGGGGAUUUCCUUUUUGUUGCAGGCAUGGAAUUCGGGGUCAGUGUCAAAGGCUGUGCUCCUGGGCGAUUUCUGAGUGGGAACCCAUCCCCAGUACAGACUUCUCCAAAAAAGCUGCCGGCAUUCUUCCUAAAACGACGCAGGAAGAUCAGCCAGACUUGUGUUAAAAACAGGGGACAGCUGAAGCUCUCCAUCCAUGUGCGGGGCAGACGGCUUAAACUUUACGUCGUGGAAGCCAAAGGCCUAAUGGGAAAACAGUAUCGGAUGUGUGACUCCUUUGUCAAGGUGUCCAUUGUGCCAGAUACAUCACGGAAAUGCAGGCAAAAAUCCAAGACUGUUCUGGGCAGUAAAAACCCCAUCUUUCACGAGCAAUUUAUCUUCUGCUUGCAGGAGGAAGAUGAGCAAAAGCGCCUCCUUGUCACCGUCUGGGACCGACCACCGGAUUCUUCUAGGCAGAGCAGACUCCUUGGCUGCAUGAGCUUCGGCGUGAAGACCCUGCUGGCUCCAGGCAAGAAGAUUUGUGGCUGGUAUUACUUGCUGGCAGAAGACCUGGGCAGAACGAAGCACCUGAAAGUGGGCACACGGCAGCUCAAGCAAGGCCAAGAGAUGACGUUAGCCACGCCGGCUGCCUUAUUGGGGACGCAGCAGCAGAUCCAGAUUUCAAUCCCACGUGGGAAGAAUGGGUUCGGCUUCACCAUCUGCUGUGACUCCCCUGUUCGGGUCCAAGCUGUCGAUUCUGGCGGCCCAGCAGAUAAAGCUGGCUUGCAGCAACUGGAUACGGUCCUUCGGCUCAAUCAGCAGCCUGUCGAAGCCUGGAAAUGCGUAGAAUUGGCUCAUGAGAUUCGGAACUGUCCUCAGGAAAUCAUCCUGCUUGUUUGGCGCAUUGUGCCGCAGGUUAAACCCAGCCCGCCAGGGGUCACCCGCCACCCUUCUUGCAAAUCCACGUAUGAUUUGCAGUCUCCGUCCACCUGGCGGGAGAAGAGCAGCACCGGGCGAUCACGGCCCCCCGAGCAACGGCAGAGCUGUCAUGUCUUGUACGAUGGGAACCACGAGUUUGCGCUCAACGGCUGGGAGCGAUACACUGAGCUUGGCAAGGCUCCCCAGCAGCACACCAUGCCUUCGCCUUCCCGACCUCCUUCCUCCAGUGGUACAGACAAGAAUUACAUCAUCCUUACCCCACUUAAUGCAGGGGGCCAGCUUCUGAGGCGAGUCUGCCAGGAGAAUAAAGCUGCCAGAGGCAAUGUGUGCAAAGGAGAAUCUUGUGGGAAGAAAUCCCGGCUCAUGAAGACGGUGCAGACCAUCAAGAGCCACGGAAGCAGCGCCCGGAGCUGCCCUCUGAUGGGGUCCCACAUCCCACCCUCCAGUUACGGCACAUACGUGACACUCGCUCCCAAAGUGCUGGUGUUCCCCAUCUUCGUGCAGCCUCUGGACCUUUGCAGCCCAGCUCGGACACUGCUUUUAUCCGAAGAGCUGCUUCUUCACGAGACUCGAAACAAACCAACUGAGGUGACCCUCUUCGUUUACUCAGACUUACUGCUCUUCACCCGGGAAGAGGAGCCGGGGCAAUGUAGUGUCUUUCGCAACCCGCUUUAUCUGAAGGAUGUUUGGCUGCAAGAGGAUUCCUCUGAAGAUCUGAAAUUCUGCAUUCUUUAUCUGGCAGAGGAGCUGGAGUGUGUGCUCAGCCUGCAGGCUCGCUCCCACGAGCAGAAGACCAGGGUGUGCUGGUGUCUGAUGGAUAACAUCGUGAAGCAGCAGCCAAGAACGACUCCGACAGCCCCUCCGGCAGAAAGCAAGAUGCUUGAGCCAGGAGCUGAGAAAUUAGGGGCAGUGCCAUCUGUGGGGCAGGAUGACAGCCGCCGCCUUGCCUGUCCUGGGAGAGACAGCUCCAUAGAGGGGGUGACAGAUGAAGCUGUGGCAGACGUCCAGGGCAUCGGGAUGGAACAGGGGAAGCAGACCUGCCACCUUGAGCGGAAGGAAGAGGAAGCGCUCGGCAGUGGCUCUGCGGCCUUUGCAAUCCCACAGUUGCAGGUGGACGGGGCAUUUAGCCAAGACCUGACCUGCCUCACCAGCCUCAAGCUCAGCGGUCCAGGGGAAUUGGCGGAAGAGGAGGAAGAGGACAGCGGUGAGGCCCGUCUGGCCAGGGGCGAUCGAAAACGCUGCAGCUUGUUCGAACCGUCAGUGUGCAGCCUGAGUGUGCAGAACUCUCUGCGGCGUCGGACUCACAGCGAAGGCAGCCUGCUUGAGGAGCCCCGAGCGGGCCACUGCUUCACCUCUGACACCAGCCUGAAUUACACCGAGAUGCAAGGAUCCACCCCCAGCUGGACGCUGCCAUCUCCGCAGAGCCUCAAGAAACACCUUACGAAGAACGGGGGCUCCAUCCACCAACUCACUCUGCUCUUCGUUGGGAAUCGGAAGCAACAGCAGGUGCUGGACUCUGAAGGAGUUUGUGACUCAGGAGCAGCCCACAAGAUGAACAAGGCAAUGGCCAAAGACGUCAAGAACCGACUGGGGCUCUUUCGGAAGCGGCAUGAAGCCCUGGGCGGCCAGCCUGAGAACAAGGCCGACAAAGGGAUGAAGCCUGUGCGGCCACCUCCUGAAGAAGCUCUCAAGUGGGGAGACUCACUGGAAAAGCUGCUGCAACAUAAAUAUGGGGUGGCUGCCUUCCGUUCUUUCCUGCACACCGAGUUCAGUGAGGAGAACUUGGAGUUCUGGCUGGCGUGUGAGGAAUACAGGAACAUCAAGUCUCAGGCCAAGAUGAUAGCUACGGCCAGGAAGAUCUUCACCGAAUACAUUGCUGUCCAAUCGUGCAAAGAGGUCAAUUUGGACUCCUACACACGGGAACACACCCAAGAGAGCUUGCAAAACAUCAGCCGGGGCUGCUUUGAUCUUGCCCAGAGGCGGAUUUACGGCUUGAUGGAGAAGGACUCCUACCCCCGCUUCCUGCGCUCGGAGCUGUACUUGGACCUCAUUAACCCGAGGAAACCUAGCUCUUCCCUGUAGAAAAGAGGCUAGGUCUUCCUCCAGGAAACUUUAGGGGAGCAGUUAUGUUUACAAAUAAUUACAUUUUUGGCUAAGGGAUUAUCUGGAUAAAUAAAUCUGUCUUCCCACCCAAAGGGGCCUGGUGUUACAGAACUAAGCAGCUUUACUAUUCCUUCUUCCCAAGAACCUGCUUUUCCCUCUGGUACGAUGAAGUCAUAGCACCCAACGCUGCAAAGGAGAAGGUCUUCCCUUGGACGGCCGUGAGGUCCAGAGACUUUUCUUCCACCCUUCCGCUGUGCUGGGGGUGGCUGUGCUGCGGUGAGCUCCUCCUGCACACACAGCCGUCUUGGGACAUCCGUGGCUUUCAUGAACGGGCCACAUCCUCACAAGAACCAGACGGAGGGAGAGGGUCACCCGCAGACUUUUCCUUUUGAAUCUUGGCGUGUCUCCUCUCGGCAGAGCGCCCCUUCUUAACUGUCCUGUCCUGCUUUUCUUCAGCCGUCUGAGAGGCGUAACCCUGGCUAAGUUUAUUUAUUGAAGCCUUCUAGUGGGAUACUGUGUCUGUGAGAAUGUCUCCCUGUUGAGUUUCCUUUUAAAUUUUAAGUGCAAUAUUUUUUAUUACCUUAUAGCCAUGAUUUCUCUCCUGGUUUUAUCCCUGAUUCUUGGAGUGUGUGGCAGAAUGUCAGUCAGUUCUCGGUCAGUCUUGUUCCUAUUUUUUGGCCUUUGACAUCUGCUCCAGCAGCAGAUGUGUAAAAAGCUUACAGCAUCUUGUUGCAACAGCAGUGUACUUUGUAGAGACGGAAAAACAUCUGUAUGUUUCUGUGCUGUGUCAUAAAAGAAUGUGUGAGACAACAGUGUGUCUGGAUUUGUAUUCAUAUCCAGGUGACUGUUCAUGUUUGGGUCCAGAGAAAUUAAAUCUCCUCCAACAAAUCUUUUGACCAAGUGCCUGGUUUACUACUCAGGCCUAUCUCUGCACUCUAAAAUAUUUUUGUCGGUUUGUUUUUUACUACAUCACGUCUAUUUAGGAUAAAUAAAGAGACAUGUUAAGCCGUC
Molecule: messenger RNA, 7208 nt
Organism: Crotalus tigris (Tiger rattlesnake)
Lineage: Eukaryota; Metazoa; Chordata; Lepidosauria; Squamata; Viperidae
Gene: RGS3
Product: regulator of G protein signaling 3
Exons: 24
Coding region: 3204-6176 (990 amino acids)
Biological process (GO): signal transduction
Cellular component (GO): nucleus; plasma membrane
Molecular function (GO): protein binding
Source: RefSeq, a predicted model, not a curated record